Molecule: messenger RNA, 1275 nt
Organism: Mycena indigotica
Lineage: Eukaryota; Fungi; Basidiomycota; Agaricomycetes; Agaricales; Mycenaceae
Product: C2H2 conidiation transcriptional factor
Exons: 4
Coding region: 1-1275 (424 amino acids)
Biological process (GO): regulation of transcription by RNA polymerase II
Cellular component (GO): nucleus
Molecular function (GO): sequence-specific DNA binding; DNA-binding transcription factor activity, RNA polymerase II-specific
Source: RefSeq, a predicted model, not a curated record
AUGCCUGGCCCGCACUACAGUAGCACUGGCUGGGCGCAAUACGACUACUACGAUGAUUUCAAUGCAUUCCCCACUGGAUCCACCGCCAACCUGGCGGGUUCGUCUCCUGCAGAUCUUUCCGAGCAGCACUACGCUUUCCCGCAAGCCUAUUACGACCAACGGGCUGACUCCGAUGUUGGCCCGCCAUCGAUGGCGGCUGUCGCGAGGCAGCACAGCGAUGUGCCCAGUUGCAGCACGGUAGCAAUAUCUCCCCUUGAACCCUUCCACCCCAACCCCGCGGCGCUCACUGGCAGCGUCACCCGCGCUCCGUCGCCAUCGAUAUCGCUCUACGGCGGGCCGUACUUCCGGCCGGCCCGCACCCCGGGUCUAGAACGCCAGCUGCGAUAUGCGGCCUCCUCGGCGUCAAGUGGCCCCGCGCGCUCUGCAGCCGCGAUGGGCUUCCCAGUCUGCGACGCCACUGGCGGGGAUAUGUCCCAAUGGAACGUCGCAGCUGACCACCAGUAUAAAAGCACAGGCGUGGUCGCUGCGCCGCAACCUCAGCUUCUGUCUAACGCCAGUCAGAUGGCCGUUUUGCUGCACGACCCUGCGGCGCUCCAGGAGCAGCCGUUGCCGAGUUUACCAAUCGACGAUGAAGACCAACCGGAUUAUGAGUACGGUAUGAUCCAGCCUGAAGAUGAGGAGGAGCUUUUCAGGGACGGGAGAGAGAAGCGUCAUGGUUGCACGAUGUGCCAUAAACGCUUUGACCGACCAAGCACUCUUAAGAAGCACUUGCUUGUCCAUACCGGCGAGAAAGCGUUUCAAUGCUCCCUCUGCCAGCGGCGUUUCGGGGUGAUGUCCAACCUCAACCGGCACAUCCGGCGCUGCUCGCAGCGGGAGGUGCAUCUCUACGGGACCAAGGGGAAGAGCAUGGAGAGCAUCGCACAAGUGGAAGCCGCGCUCAAGACGGGCAAGAGCGACAGCACGACUAAACGCACGCCCAAACGCCGUCGUCGUCCCCCGUCGCCUUCGCGCUGGGUCCCGCCCUCCCUGCGCUCAUUCAACCUGCUCCCGCCCGAGGCCAGCCCGCCCGCCAACCUCCCGCUCGACCCGGUCUCCCCCGCGCGCUCCGAGGCUGGCCCGUUGUGGGCCGCAUACGAGGACCGCGAUUCUUACGACGAGAAUGUGGGCAGCGCGCCGUAUCGCGAUGCGGAGUGGAACAAGAAGCGCAGGCUGCCCGGGCCAGCGCCGGUCAUGGUCCAGAGGCGGUUUGCAGAGCGGGUUAGGGUGCAUGUUUGA